AUGAACAAGUUCUUCAAUACUUUAAAUUCGUCCCUUUUUCAAAAUUUCAAGCUGAAAAGCUCAUUUUUGAGUACAGGAUGUUUUGUAGGAAACAGAAAUUUUUUAACAAGGGGUGGAAGUACCUCCUUUUGUAGUGACCUAAACAGAAUUAAUAACUUUUUUAGGUACUAUCAUACCUCACCUUUUAUAAGUAAAACAAUUAACCAUUCAAAUUGCAGCGCUCUUCUUCAAAAAGAAGACAACAGUUGUAUUAACCACAAAUCAGGCGUUAGACAUGACAGCGGGAUAGCAAGUUUAUCAGCAGCAAUUGCGCUAAUGUCAGUAGGAGGGGUUGCUCAAGGUAUAGGAAAUUUAUUUUCUGCUUUGGUGCUAGGUACUAGUAGGAACCCAUCAAUAAAGGACGAACUAUUUACUUACACCUUAAUUGGAAUGGGAUUUUUAGAGUUUUUGGGUAUUAUUUGUGUCCUAAUGAGCGCUGUUUUAUUAUAUUCAUAA
Messenger RNA from Plasmodium malariae, 495 nucleotides. Its product is annotated as ATP synthase lipid-binding protein, mitochondrial precursor, putative. The record is from RefSeq and is a predicted model, not a curated record. Lineage: Eukaryota; Apicomplexa; Aconoidasida; Haemosporida; Plasmodiidae. Gene Ontology annotation, biological process: proton motive force-driven ATP synthesis; proton transmembrane transport. Gene Ontology annotation, molecular function: proton transmembrane transporter activity. The coding region runs from base 1 to 495 and encodes 164 amino acids. The transcript is spliced from 4 exons.